Oncorhynchus mykiss (rainbow trout) is the source of this 3522-nucleotide messenger RNA. RefSeq names its product PDZ and LIM domain protein 5. The record is from RefSeq and is a predicted model, not a curated record. Gene Ontology annotation, cellular component: filamentous actin; adherens junction; Z disc. Gene Ontology annotation, biological process: actin cytoskeleton organization; muscle structure development; heart development. Gene Ontology annotation, molecular function: actin binding; muscle alpha-actinin binding. Lineage: Eukaryota; Metazoa; Chordata; Actinopteri; Salmoniformes; Salmonidae.
CAUAUAGGGCGAUGCGGAAGUCAUAGUUCCGUUAACUUCAGUUGAUUCCGUUUAGUCUGAAAUUUGUGGUAGCGGUAGAACAGUCACACGCUUUCACAUCGCAACACCUCGACUGAACCGUCUGUGCCUCAUCCACAAAAAGGAGAAUCAUGAACAGCAACUACAGCGUCUCCCUGGGUGGCCCCGCCCCCUGGGGCUUCAGACUGCAGGGAGGAAAGGACUUCUGUCUGCCACUCACUAUCUCACGGCUGACCGAUGGGGGCAAAGCAGCCAAAGCCAAAAUGAGUGUGGGAGAUGUAGUUCUGUCUAUCGACGGAAUCGCCACCAAAGGCAUGAACCACCUGGAGGCCCAGAACAAGAUCAAAGCCUGCACUGACAACCUCAACCUCACCCUGCAGAAAGCUUCCAGUGUUCCCAAGGCUGAUACACCAAAGGACGAGCCACUGGAGAUCAUUAAGCCUGUGCCAAUCACCCAUCCAGCUCCGCCCUUCACCAGCCCCUCCCCCCAACCCGGUGCUGCCUACAACAAGACGGCCCGCCCCUUUGGCGGGGGCAGCAAUGUGGGUGCAGUCACUUCCUCCCUGACCGCCCCAAAGGUGGCCUCCAUCCCCUCUGCAUCGUCUGCUUUCACCCCUGCCGCCCCCUCCUCCCAGCAGCCCCAGCCUCCCUUCCCACUAGCUAGCCGCUCCCGCUCCCCAGCCCCACCUAGCUCGGCCCCACCCCCCAGACCCGGCUCUGGCCGUUCCCCCUUCACCACCCCCUCCUCCACUCCCUCCUCUUCUUCCUCAUCCUCCCCGGCCAGAGUGACAGCCCCCUCCUCCAAUCCCGGUGCUCCACAGUCCUCUUGCUAUAACACGCCAAUAAACCUGUACUCCAAUGCCAAUGCCUGUGAGGUGGCCAUAGGACAAAGGCGGGGCCUGUUGGAAGCCCAGGGUGUGGUGGUCGACCAGAUCAAAGAACAGUUUAAUGGAGUCCCCCCAAAGACUGGCCCUAGGAGGAACAGAGUUGAACCAGAGUUGACCCACGCCUCGCCCCUCAGCGAGGCCAGUAAGAAGCGUCUGAUCGAGGACACAGAGGACUGGCAUCCUCGCACCGGAACCUCCCAAUCCAGGUCCUUCAGAAUCCUGGCUCAGAUCACCGGCACAGAGAAAGACCAAGCCCAGGAGAACAGCGCUGGAAAGAAUAAAGUUGUUGAGAAUGCCCCGCCCAGUGGUCACAUCACAGCAUCAGUGAAGACCAUGACCAAAGUCCCAGGAGCCCCCAGGAAUGGCAGCAGUGUCCCGCCACCCACCUUCAAGACCCCGUCUGCCCAGGUCAAACACUCCUGGCCAGCUGGAGGUUCAGCAGGUUUCUCUAAGGGUGGCGCUGCGCCCUCUUUUGGGAGGGUCAGCAACACUGCACCAGUACCCACAGUACCCAAAGUUUCUGACCGCCCUGCCCCCCAGGCGCACCCUAAGGACCAGAACUCCCUGGUACAGCGGGCCGAACACAUCGCAGCGGGAACACGCACCCCCAUGUGUGGCCACUGUGACAAGGUCAUCAGAGGUCCUUUCCUGGUGGCCAUGGGCAUGUCCUGGCACCCUGAGGAGUUUAACUGUUCCCACUGCCACAUGUCUCUGGUGGAGUCUGGCUUCGUGGAGGAGAGGGGAACAGUGUACUGUGCUCACUGCUAUGAGAAGUUCUUUGCCCCUACCUGCACCAGCUGCCAGCAGAAGGUCCUGGGGGAAGUCAUCAAUGCCCUGAAGCAGACAUGGCAUGUGUACUGCUUCCUGUGUGCGUCCUGCCAGCAGCCAAUCGGAAACAACACCUUCCACCUGGAGGACGGGCUGCCAUACUGUGAAAGAGACUACUAUCAACUCUUUGGUACCAGUUGCCAUGGUUGCGACUUUCCCAUCGAGGCAGGAGACAAGUUUCUGGAGGCGUUGGGAUUCACCUGGCAUGAUACCUGCUUCGUGUGUGCAGUCUGCAACACCAGUUUGGAGGGCCAAGCCUUCUUCUCUAAAAAGGACAAGGCUCUGUGCAAGAAACACGCCAAUACAGUCUAGAUCUGACCCACCAUCAGGAGUGAAGAACAGAGUUGUUGAUAUUUUUGGUAGUUUUAAAAGAUUGAUUUACUGAUUAUGACUUUUAUUAACAUAUGUUUGGUUAUAGGGAGUUAAGCUUUAUUUCAUAUUCUCUGAUGUAUAUAUGUGUGUGUGUGUGUGUGUGUGUGUGUGUGUGUGUGUGUGUGUGUGUGUCUGUGUGUGUCUGUGUGUGUCUGUGUGUGUCUGUGUGUGUGUGUGUUUUUUGUGUGAGUGUGUGUGUGUGUGUGUGUUUUUUGUGUGAGUGUGUGUGUGUAUGGCUGUGUGUGUUGUUUACCAUUCACUGCUUGUGCCAUAUAAAAAGGGGAAAAUAUUUUGCUAAAAUGAAGGUAUGAAAAAGUACCUAGUGUAUUUUCUACCGAGAUUCAUUAGAUAUUUGAAGAUUUGUUGAAGUCAGACAAAGUGCAUGAUGGGAGAAAGUAUGUUGACAUGAAGGGAGGUAUGAUUUUUCAUGAAAUAUCUGAUUGAAAUGUUCUUUACAUACAGUACAAGAAUAUCCUGUAGUUAGGUGAACACGUAAGGUAGUGAUACUCAAGUAACAGCCCGGGGCCAUAUCUGGCUCAUCAUGACAAAUGUCAUGAUGAGCCAGAUAUGGCCCCGGGCUGCUACUUGAGUAUCACUACCUUACGUGUUCACCUAACUACAGGAUAUUCUUGAAGCCCUCAACAUGAAUUUAUUUCAUAAAUGAAAAUCCACUACAUAUGAUACCUUAGCAUGUAUGUAGUUAGUCUAAUUAAAGUCUUAUUUUAGUAUAUAAUGGGGACCUUAUCAAAUUAACAUUAAUCAGUGGACAUAUUCAAAUCAAUUAUCACCUUAUUGAAAAAUAAUGUGUUGUUGAGAACAACUAGGCCCCCCCCCCCCCCCCUCUCCACUCAUCUGUCUCUGUCUGUCUCUCUCUCUGCUGGUCUGUUUGAAUCUGUAGACAGAUCUGUAUUUAUCCUGGUAGUAUAUUUAUUGGGGCUGGAGGGACGUAGGAAUGUACUGUAUUUUGGGCUUUCUAGGGUCAGUUGCACAUAGAGUGGUUUACUGACAAAGUCAGACGGUCAGGACAGACAGCUGUUAUUUUAUUAGCAGUAGGGUUUUUCUGAGUUUAUUGUUGUAUUGAUUUUUCAAAGUAUUUUUAUGGAUUACAUUUCCAUACAUUUUUAACCUAAACUUAGACACCAUUUUGCUUUUGCUGCCACUGAUGAAUGCUUGCCUGUGUGGUGUUUAUUGGUGUAAUUCAUUCCAUUACCAAUCGUAUUUUCCACAAUGUUACUCAUCCAAACUACAUAAUAAAAAAUGUUACCAUUUUUCUCUACAUCUCUACAAUGUCAGUGUUAUUGUGAUUUGUAUUAGACCUUUGUGGGAAGAACACCAUUUUAUUGAGAAAUACAGUACAUCAAUCCAAGUGUAUUGGUCUUCUAUUUGUAAAAAAUAAAACUACAAUUUCAUAUAAAGU